UAGUAACCACGAAUAAAGUUACACAAAAGAGAACAUUCGUAAACCACUGAAGUGUAGUCAUAACAUUUAUAUACAGCUUUCUGUGUCUGUGUUGCCAUAAUGGAUUGUUAUUAAGAGUUAAUAGACGAGAUAUAAUUAAAAUGUUUAAAUGCCAUGAAAUAUACAUAUAUGGAAAAGCAACAAUAAAAGCUUUGAACAAAUGGCGAAUUUCAGUUCCCAAAAAAACGUAAUAUGUGGAAGAUCUGGAUGAUUUUAACCUGCUUGGCUAGAUGCUCUAUAGCUCAUGUCAGCUUCACCAAUCUGAAGUGCAAUAUGAUCGACAAAAAAUUUGGAAGCUUUGAAAUAUGUCACAUAAAAGCAGUGAAUCGAACGCAUAAAUACAUAGAUGUCAAUGUGAAGCUAAAUAUUCUUCCAAUUAAUAAUAUUAUGAUCAGAUUAGAAGCAAUGCGAUACGACAAUGGAUAUAGACCGUUUUUUAUGGCCAUGAAUUUCGACUUUUGCAAGUAUAUGAAGAAUCCAAGGCAAAGAUCAAUGAUAUUUUUGAAAGAAAUACAUUCGACGUUCAUCAAUGCUUCAAACUUAAAUCAUACUUGUCCUUACAAUAAUGAUGUUUUGAUUGACAAAUUCUGGACUGGCAAUCUUGAAAAUGCGUUCUUAGGAUUACUUCCCGUACCCAAUGGAGAAUAUGCCAUUUACUCAACGUGGUAUACUUCAAAAAUUCUUCGCUUGACAGUCAAUAUUUACUUUAAAAUAACAAACUGAAAUACUUUUUUAAGGAAAAGCAAUAAGGCGUAUGUUUUAGGCGUGUGUUUUGAUUUUGUUGUGUUUUUCUUUAUUUCACGACACGUAUUAAAUUCAAUUCAUUUACUAAGAAAACCGUAUUUAUCUGAGGCUCUAAUUUAUUACAUUUUGUUAACCCAAAGACGUAUUUCAC
Molecule: messenger RNA, 934 nt
Organism: Drosophila gunungcola (fruit fly)
Lineage: Eukaryota; Metazoa; Arthropoda; Insecta; Diptera; Drosophilidae
Exons: 4
Coding region: 232-762 (176 amino acids)
Source: RefSeq, a predicted model, not a curated record